This is a messenger RNA of Spodoptera litura, 557 nucleotides long. RefSeq names its product chorion class A protein Ld12-like. Gene Ontology annotation, biological process: multicellular organism development; chorion-containing eggshell formation. Gene Ontology annotation, molecular function: structural constituent of egg chorion. Gene Ontology annotation, cellular component: egg chorion. Lineage: Eukaryota; Metazoa; Arthropoda; Insecta; Lepidoptera; Noctuidae. The record is from RefSeq and is a predicted model, not a curated record.
CGAUUUCAAACUUCGAUAUAUCAAACAUGUCUACCUUCGCUUUUGUGUUCCUCUGCAUCCAAGCUUGCUUGGUCCAGAAUGUGUUCAGUCAGUGCACCAGCCCCGCAGCUGUUGUUGACGCUCCCUUCGGUCUAGCCGCACCUGGUUUAGCUGCUCGUGGUUUGGCGGGUCCUUAUGGUUGGGCUGCUCCCGGCCUGGCUGCCAACGGCCUCAUUGCUCCCGGUCUUGCUGUUCCUGAUAUGAUUACUCCUGGCAUUGCCGCUCCCUUCGGUCUGGCUUCUCCUUUAGCUUAUGAAGGUCUAGCCUACCCUGGUGCUGCUCCUUACGGCGGUGCUGGUGAAGGCAACGUGGCGGUCGCUGGUGAGCUGCCAGUCGCUGGUACUACCGCCGUCGGUGGUCAGGUCCCCAUCAUGGGCGCUGUGAGCUUCGGUGGUGCUAUCCCAGCUGCUGGUGCAGUGUCUAUUAAUGGACAGUGUGCCUGUGGUUGUGGAUCUCCUUACUAUUAUUGAAGGAGUUAGAAUUUGAAUAUUUUAAACAAAUUACAGCUUUAAACAAGA